AUUCUCACCCUUCUUAAAGACUCUGGCAUAGCACUUUUACUUAUAAAGUGCCACUUUACAUACCUAUCUAUCAAGAUAUUAGGACACCAUGUAUCUAGACUCAGGAUCAGCACUACUAAGGAUAAAAUUACUAUAAUUAGAGUAAUAGCAUUCCUAGACACCCUAGAAGGCCUUAAGAAAGGAGUCACAUUCUUUAAUUACUAUUAA
Aspergillus novofumigatus IBT 16806 is the source of this 207-nucleotide messenger RNA. RefSeq lists its product as uncharacterized. The record is from RefSeq and is a predicted model, not a curated record. The annotation marks the transcript as partial. Lineage: Eukaryota; Fungi; Ascomycota; Eurotiomycetes; Eurotiales; Aspergillaceae. The transcript has a single exon.